Macrosiphum euphorbiae (potato aphid) is the source of this 516-nucleotide messenger RNA. Lineage: Eukaryota; Metazoa; Arthropoda; Insecta; Hemiptera; Aphididae. The record is from the annotation of a GenBank genome assembly.
AUGACCGAGGUGGACAAGGAUCGUGAUAAUAGAAUAUCAAUGGAAGACUUUCGUAAAGCUGUGCAGGAAAAUGUCGCUUGGUUGCAGUUCUUGGGGCAAAUCCUUCCGUCGUACUCCCAAAAAGAGAUAUUUUUGCAAUUAUUCACUGAGCGACCAUACGUCAACAAUAUAGAAUCCACAGCUGCAGCGAUGACUCGACAAAACAGGGAGAGCAUUGCCUGGAAGACGUUGCGGACGACGACAAUUAGCGAAAACGAUACCACCUCUAGUAAUAGUGCGUCAUUUUCCAGAAAUUCUACUAAUUUGGUGGUCAAUCUUAAUAUGAGCCAUUUGAACAAAAGACCUCAAUUUCCACCCGAUAUUUGUCGAGUCAUCGCUGCAGCUGUGGAUUCUAUAUUGUUUACGUAUGGUCGCUCAGUGAAUAAUCGCGAAAAUAUCUCUUUUUGGGAGUACGACGGAAGGAUUUGCCCCAAGAACUGCAACCAUCAUCACUGCUAUCGGAUGGAAAUUAUUUAA